CAGGCCCCGCGAGACCGCGCUCGGCCGGAGGAGCGAAGUUAGCCGAGUCGCCGCGACCGAGUCCCGAAGUCCCUCCGCGCGGGGGCGGCGGACCACUUCGUCGCUCGCCGCCGCUCUCGCUGGUCGACGGAGCGAAAGGCAGCGUGGAAGAAAGGUGGUGACCAUUGUCAAAGGACGAGACAGCUAGACCUCUAAAAGUGCCGGCCACGGUUAGCCUCGGAGGUAGAUCUCCAAUCCGAGGAUAAAGAUCCAUACGGGUGAUUGAUUACCGAUUGGAUGAUCGAGGAGAGGUUCGAUACCCGGACCUGUACUAGGAACCAUCGGAAGUACCAUUGAGACGUGCAAGUUCGGUUUUCUCGAUCCUCAUCCUGGGGAGUUUGGAUAUCCAGUGUAAUUCGUAUUGCGUUCGGAGUACGUCGAGAUGGUCGGAAGGAAGGAUUCAAGGGAGGAGCGGUGCGGCGUGGUCCGCGGAUUUGAUUUCUCGAUCUUCCGGAGGAUCGAGCGCUUCUAGGUCCGUCUGGUCGGGUUCUUGGAUACUCUUUCCCUAGGAAUGGUCCUUGGCUCCGGUGCUGGCGUUUAAUUAACGGCCUAAUGGAACUCGGCCCCGGGGUGCUCAGGGGUUCCGAGGCGCCCCGAAGUUCGGCCCCUAAUUAGUGAUUAGCCGCGGAUGGAUUUUAAUUAUCGUCCCGUGGUGGUGGAACUUGGAAAGGAUGGACGCUGGUGAGCGUCUUCGGCGCGGUCUUGGACGAUGUAGGAGCGAGUCAUGUGGCCCGAUGACCUGCCCCGGUAUGGCGAGGGGAACCGUCCGACCGGGUGCGGAGUGCUGAAUGGAGGUGGAGGGAAGCCGAAUCGAGUACAGGACCGAACCGCAAGAGGGACCUUCGAGCAUCGGCGCGGCAACCGGAGCUCGACAAAGGGAGGAACCGAGGAUUCGGGAACGGGAAACGGAACGCGAAACGAAACAACCAGUGCCGGAUGGGACGAGCAGCGAAACGCUGGAUGGGGCUCUGAACGGAGUGCGGAGUGGAAUACGAAACGAGGAGAAGAGCGGGACUGAGGGGGUGCUUAAUUGAAGAAACAAGAAGCGGACCGGGGAAAAAGUACCCGCGACGUGGCGGGGGACCGGAAACGGAACGGAAAGCGGAACUCCGAGCGGAAUACCGAACGGAUGUUACGCACGAAGGCGCACGGCAAAGCUGAUGAGAUGACAGUGAUCUGCGUCCUCUGGGCCGCUCUGUCCACCGUGGCAUCGAUCUUGGCGUGCUCCGGAUUCUAUCUGCCCUACUGGAUUCAGGGGAGACUGCUUGGGAAAGCUGACGCGUACUUCGGCUCCUUCAGGCGUUGCAACUAUCCGAGGAUUCGGGCACCCAAUGCUACCCUGGAAAUCGUCUACGAGUGCGCCAGGUAUUCCAGUUUCUGGGACAUCCCGAGCCCUUGGUGGCAAGCCAGCACGGUGAGCAUGGGCAUCGGGGUGGCGAUAGCAGUAAUUGGAGCACUCACUCUUCUGGCCGCAGCCUCGGCCUUCCUGCCGCACGUUUUAAGGACCCCGAAGAACACGCGUGUCCUCGGAUCUCUGCAGCUUCUCGCUGCAGCGAUGAUAUGCGGCGGCUUGGUGAUGUACCCCAUCGGCUGGGACAACCGAGAAGUGCGAGAGUCCUGUGGCAAGGGAGCCAGCGCCUACAACCUGGGAAAGUGCUCCCUGUCGUGGGCCAGCUAUCUCCUGGUGGGCUCCGUGGCCCUCCUGAUGCUCUGCUUCGGGCUCAGCUUCUGCGCCGCCCGACACAAGCCGCCUCAUCCGCACUCGGACCCUCUGCGCAUUUGACAAUCGAGAUACUCCCAAUCGAUACACGCCUACGCGUCGCCAAAGACCACGACUUUGUCCUUCGUCACCGUGUGUUGAUCCUUCCGUGCCUCCACGCAUCGAUCGCUGGUCCCCGUGCGGCGCCUGAAGUUGGCGGCUCCUCGAGCGACCCUCAGGGUCCUCCAGCCGGACGAGCUGGGAAGACGCAUUUGCCGACUAUGGGUGGUCAAUUAUCGCUUUAGCUUCAUUCCUCGAGAAACCUGCGCUACGAGCUUCGGAAGGACGGCCAGACCGACCGUCACGAGCCGGACGUGACGUGCCUUAUCAACAAGGUCCACCGACGAAGACACGUCCGGGAGCUUGGUCCGAUGCUCCGCUUCGUAACCCGAAUGCAGAUUGGAUCUCCACCGAGGAGGCCCUCGUUCGCGGUCGUUGCCGAUCAUCCGAUCGUCGCGAAAGUCCGCAAUCACCGCGCGAAUCGAUUAUCGUCGCACGAAAUGUUAGUCACCGCAAGGUAACCGUCGUGCAUUGGUUAUCAUCGCGCGGGUCGAUAAUCGUUGCGCGAAUCGGUAAUUGUCGCACGAAUCGAUAAUCUUUGCGCGAGUUGAUUAUCGUCGCACGAAUUGUUAAUCACAUUGGUUAUCAUCACACCCAUCGAUAAUCUUCGCGCGAAUUGAUCAUUUUCACCCGAAUCGGUAAUCACCGCAACAAUCGGUGACCAUCGCGCGUCGGUUAUCAUCGCGCGGGUCGAUAAUCGUUGCGCGAAUCGAAAAUCGUAACGCGAAUCGAUAAUUGUCGCGCGAAUCGAUAAUUACCGCUUACACGCGUUCUCGUUCGGCGCGCGGAGUCCGCGCACCGUGCAAGCUGCGUGGUCGAAUUGGGAGCCUCGAUCGAUUACUUCCGACGUGCCUUCCGCCUCCACGUGUACAUGUGUACUUCCGGGGUGUUUCCCUUGGCAGAGGGGCCCUGACAGCCGUGAAAAUCUCCCCGGGUACCGAAUUACCGAGCCCCGGUUUCGUUUUAUUUCCCCGCGAGUGGCGCCAGUCCGCUCUGGAAAAGAGACCGCGGACCGGUCGCCGAAUGUUUCCUGAAUAUUCACCGAAUGCCCGGCGAAUUCUCUCGCCCGCUGUCCGCGCAUCGCCCUCGCGGGAUGCAACUGCGGGAUUGUUCAUGAAUAGUAAUGGCUCGCACUCGCUGGGCACUUUGGUUGGCCGACUAAUAAUUACGCGUCUUAGUUACGGGGCCGCGGGUGUCCUGUAAAUCGGCCGCCGUCCGGCUCCGUCCUACAUAAACAAUUCCGCACCCGCGGCAGGAUUGUGUGCAUUCCCGUUUUCCUUCCGGCAAGAACCAACAGCCACCGUGCACACGGUUUUCACUUUCGCAGUGUUGUUUGCGCACGUCCGGGUCUAUUAAUCGGGGGAUAUUUCGCGAGAACUUGGUUUGCUUUGGGCCAAGAGGAUUGCUUCUCCGGUCGUUGUAAAUAGCUGGACGUUGCAGCUUGGACGGAUUUUCCCCGGGAAAUUUUCUGCCGGUUGGGUCCUGGAAAAAUGUUCCGGUUAAUUUUACACGCGCCUGAGAGAUUUCUUGUUGUGGUUAACGAGAAAGUCCGAUCGUGGUUGGAAAUUUCUAAUUACCGAAGCCAGAGGCGCGAUUCUGAACGUCAAUUCGAUAACUGUCGGUAUCUUUAGCUGAUUGAAAUAACACGACUACCUACGUCGAUAACUACCGAAUGUGGGGUACAGAAUCCCGCUUUUGGUUGGAUUAUACAUCGAUAUCUCAAUCGGAUCCCUGAACCACGAGAUAAACUUCCAGGAGAACAUUCUUGUUUUGGUAUCCAGAAAUUCCCCAAAAAGCAUUAACGCGGCCAGGUAAUAUUUCACCGAGGACAUCAAAUCCUUUAACCAGAAAAUUGCAAGGACACGUUUAACCCCUAAUCCUGAAAAAAAGGGACACUUGGAAUUCUGGCUCUUUUAAAUGGACGUUUUCUUCAAGUGAAGAGGACCUUCUCCCUCGAGAUACGCAUCGGAGGGUAAUUAAUCCUGAUUCCUGAAGAUUUUGAUUCCCGGACGUCCGUGCCCGAUUUGCAUCGAGAUGGUCUUAUGCAAAAUUAGUCGAGCAUCUUGGGAAGACUGCCCUGGGCGGAAGUGCCGAUUAAAUUACCCCGAAGGGAUAAUUGGCGUUUCGGUGCCAACGGCCGAGGAACUGUAAAAUUCGGUGGACCGUGGAUUUAUGCGGUUUGUACAGGCAAACGUAGCAGCGGGGGGCGCAAAUGGCGUACCGAAGAACACGAUACAUUAGCGGCAAUGGCAUUAACCCACGCGAAUUGGAUCGAGAGCGAUCCGCGCUUUCGCAGAGAUUCGCGGAGGCUGAUUUCGGGGGGGGAAAUUGAACCGGCCGCGUUCGGUUGGGGAAUAACACCCCAUAUAACUUGAGCUCCCGUGGACGUUAGUAAGCCCUUUUCCAUCCCAUGAAUUCAGGCUUCAUGACCUCGGCAAGCAAGCGUGCGUAUCGGUUUUAGUCGGCUUUCCAGGCGCGAUAAAAGCGUAACUCGACACACCCAACACGUAUGCCGCGUUAACCUCGAGAGUCGGUCCCAACCAUGCUUGGAAAGGCGAAACCGACCAAGGCGUCUCAUUUCCCAUGGGUCCCCGUGGUCCGUAUUUGUCUGUUGGAAAUGAUAUCAAUUGCAUCCCCGCUGAUGGAACUCCCUCUUAAAUUCCUCCCCCUCGGCCGCACUUUUCAAAAGAGACCCACACCGCCCCCGUUGUCCCGGCCUCGCGAAAUUCCCUUUGACAGGAGGGGAAACAUACGCGAGCAGCGUGUCCCCUGUGGAUUUAAAUUUCUGUAGAAUGGGAAUUCCUGGGCGGGAAGUUCCUUUUUGCGAAGCGCGUAUACCUUUCCUCGCUUCGGUCACCGGCAGGAGAAAGAGGAGAAGUCGGAUGAAUGUCAGACUUGGGGGAUGCUUCGCCGGGCAUUUUGUCCCUGCUUUUCUCGGAUCUCGUUUUCCACGCGGAUGAGGAAGGCACCGACGAAUCCCGAAUUAUGGAUAGCGUUAGGUUAGUCGUUCUUCGCCUAUCGCGGGUCUGCGAAAGUGUUUCUUGUUUUAAUAGACUAUCGAUGUUAGGGAACGACGUGCUCAGAGUAUAGAGGCUGAGCGAGUGAGGAUCGAACUUUGAAGUCGGAUGGAGGGAGGAUCGAGACUUUGGCGAUGAUCGAUGAUUUAUCGCAAGAUGGCCAUCGGAUCAAGGUGACGCGAGGGGAGGAUUAGAUCGGUCAGGGCGUUCGAUGUAUCGAUAUCGAGUCGAGGUUACAGAUUUUUACGGUUUUCGGAGGACCCCCGUCCUCGGGGAUUAUCGAGGAUCCUGAAGAGGUCCCGCAAAGUCUUUCAUCGGACAGUUAUUGCCGCGUGUCCAAUGUCCUCGAUCGGACAAAAGGGAGAGAAAGAGAAGAGAUAGCUUUAAGUCGCGGCCGAAGGAGCGAAAAGGAAGGAAAUGUUAACUAAAUUGUUUACCGCGAUUAACGGAAGUUACCGUCACGAUGGCGGCGGUACCUUGAAUGGGAUUAAUGCAUGCAACGAGCGAUUAUUUUCGGUGGUUAAGGCGGUGUAAAUAAACGUUCGCGUUGGCUUAUCAUUAGCUUAUUUACUUAAAAAAGAAACGUAUGCGAUGUAAAUGGACACAUGCGCCGACUUAAGUAUACAAACCGAGCCGGAGCCAACUAACGAAUCUCCAAUCGGAAUCAGAAUUGAGAAAUGCGACGAUUGAGAACAUCGAUAAUACAUCGAUUAAUACGUGAAAGUAAUGGUAGGAGGGUAAAACUAUUGGAAAAAGGGCAUUUACGAGAUUAUCGGACUAACUAGCCCUGACUGCAGUGACAAAUUCGGCGACGAAAUGGAAAAUGCACUGUAAAAGUGACCGGGAAUUGUUCGCUUCUUUACACCAUACUUAUGAGAAAUAAUUCUUCUAAUGGUACAUUUUUUCAAGUACGGUACGUUAUUCAAAGUGCAUUUCUUUUAUAAUUACGUGCCGAAAAUCUCUAGUCAUUUUUACAGGGAAUUUUUACACCGCAACCAUGACUGACAAUGCAAGUGCAUCGCCAAUUGACUUUCGACGUCGUCGCAGCGACGUUUCUUCGCGGAGAGUCUUGUACAGACCGAAAAGGUUUAGGACUGUCGCGAACAACGGUACAUACUUGUAUGUAUAUGUAUAUAAUGUACCUACGCGGGUGCAAGAGCUCUUCGGUGCUACCUCGAAUGCACUCGAGAUGCACCUCGCGCGUACCUCGCAUCCAGAGGCCACAAUUGCGCAAGAACAAACUGUAUAUAUCUGGUACGAUAUAAAUGUUGCGUAUUAAUAUAUUUUAUA
Messenger RNA from Orussus abietinus, 6165 nucleotides. Its product is annotated as LHFPL tetraspan subfamily member 6 protein. NCBI's taxonomy places the organism in Eukaryota, Metazoa, Arthropoda, Insecta, Hymenoptera, Orussidae. The coding region runs from base 1169 to 1822 and encodes 217 amino acids. The transcript is spliced from 5 exons. Gene Ontology annotation, cellular component: membrane. The record is from RefSeq and is a predicted model, not a curated record.